AACACUUCAGGACAGCGGAUUACUCUGUUCUGGUCCUGAAUUAGUAAUGUCCAAGGAAAGUGUCCUGUUUGGCAAUGCCAGCAUUACCGGUGGGUGAGGAGUCGCUCCCUGGACAGUAGAAUCCCUCCCUGCAGAGUCCAGUCGGCCUGACCAGGCCCACAGAUCCACAGAACCACCCCGGAGGACAGGGCCGACACCCAGGCAGCUCGGUCACAUGGAGACUGCUCAGGGGGGACAGAGAAGCAGUGCUUCACAGCUCUUGCGGAGACGGGAGGGGUGUUACCGGUGUGGCUGUGCUGGCACCCCCCAGGCAAAAGAAGCCAGGACUGCAGGCGCCCUGAGGAGUGAGCAACCCAGGAUUUCGACAGAACAUUCCGGCGUCACAGGGCCCACAGUGUUGGACGCUUUCGCCACCGGCCUGCCCUAAAAAUCAUCAGACUGAUCUCUCUCAGUGAAGAGUUAUGGAGUCAGACUGUGGAUCAUGUGACUAUGGCGGCUUGAGCUCUGUCUGUCACCUUCGGGGCAGUAGUGCCCAGAGCUGCACCUCCCCGACGGUGCUCCAACCCCCGCCAUGCAGUACCAGCCGCGGGGGCACAGGCCACACUCCGCCUCAGACUCCAGGCCACUGCGCUGGCUCCAGUUGCAGUGUGAGAGGCAAGCGCCUACGAGAGCAGUGCGUCGCCAUGACACAAACAGCGCUUCUCCUCCUGUCCCUCGCUGGUCUGAAUCUGCUCGGAGUCGGAGGCAGUGCAGCGACUGACAGGCGAACAGCCGUGCCCCAUGAAAUCGUCUAUGCUACACUGGGGCUGCCACUCAACCUCACCUGCACGUAUAACUGCUCCUCUGGGUGGGUGAGGGGCGACUGGUGUCCUUGGAAAGUGGGGCAGCCUGACUGCCAACCUGUACAGUCAAAGGUCAGCAUCUCAGAGCACGGCGGUGUGUGUGGCGUUACCCUGUCCCUGCGCCUGGCCUCAGCUGACCCCGCCGCACACAACUACUCCUGCUUCUCCCAGGACACCAACAGUCCGGAGCUGUCUCACCGGGCAGAGCGACACGUGAUGGUGCAGGUCCAAGCCCCACCCAGUUCUCCAGUGCUGACAUUAUCAAGGGAGGAAUCUGGAUCCUCAAAAGUAACCUGUACUUCCGGGGGCUUCUACCCAAAGACGGUGACAGUCACAUGGUCCCAUAAUGGCUCCCCAUUGGAUGGGGCCAAAGACAUCAUUGUGAGGCCUGAGCCGAAUGGAACGUUCUCUGUCUGCAGCACGAUCACUCUCGGCUCCUUAACCCCCCAUGACAGGGGCACCAUGAGCUGUGAAAUCCAUCAUGUGGCCCUCAGCCAACCCCUGAGGUGUGACAGGAGCCUGGGGGAGGGGCAUCCUUCUCUGCAGGUGUAUUACAGCAGAGAUGCUGAGAGCUCAGACAAGACUGUGCCUGUCUCUGACACCAUCAGAACAAGUGUGGGUGGGUUCCUCAGGCUCUACUGCCAUGUUGAUGGCCAUUCCUCCUCCACCGUGCACUGGUUCAGGAGAAGCAGCACCUCCCAGUGGCUAAGCGUGGGUACUGACACAACACUUACAAUGCGUGAGGUGAAGCAGGAGGACAUGGGAAGCUACAUGUGCCAGAUGGGUGUGUUCAACAGCUCUGUGAUGGUGGAGAUAGACGCAGCUGGCUCGACUCUAUGGCUUAAGACCCUUGCUGUGACCAUGCUCUUUGUUGCCAUGGUGCUCGCAGCUGCUGCUGCAUUCUUCUGCAUUACCCAUAAGGCCAAGCACCGAGGUGAUUCUGUUAACAGGAGUAAAAGUGAACCAACAGUAAAUGAAGGGAGAGCAGCAGUGGCCAUGCAAGCAGGCGAAUGCAUGAGGAAUUGGGAGAACGUGGCUGUCAGGGUAACAGAAGCAGGCUGCCAGAGUGAACAGGAGGUACCAUACGCUGACAUCAUCAUUUCUGUGCGAGGAUCCAGCUCACCAGAGCUCUCAAAUGCUCCUGACUCAGCACCAGGGAAUUAUGGGAAGCGAUGGCAGGGGGAGGCCUCGCGAAGUGCCCUACUUCAGACGUCCCGCUCAGCCGACCGGCUCCAUGUCCAUCAGAGGGAGGUGGCCAGGAAGAUGAGCACUGGCUCGGAAUAUGCUGUCAUCACCUACUAUCCUUUGCCAAUGAGCUAAGGGCCACGGACUCAGAGCUGCCCCCUGCUGUGUGUUUGUUACCAUGGCACAGUGUUCGUGUGCUUUUUAGAUAUCGCUUAGUAACCGCUUACUGGUCUCAUAAACAGUUGUGUUGAACAUACCUGAUAAUGCAGUGAUGUCAUACAUGAAAGGCAAACUAUGCCAAGUUGACUGCAAGUAUUUUUAUCCUAAUAAAUAUUUUAAGAUUUU
Messenger RNA from Brienomyrus brachyistius, 2372 nucleotides. RefSeq lists its product as uncharacterized. Gene Ontology annotation, cellular component: adherens junction. The record is from RefSeq and is a predicted model, not a curated record. NCBI's taxonomy places the organism in Eukaryota, Metazoa, Chordata, Actinopteri, Osteoglossiformes, Mormyridae. The transcript is spliced from 13 exons. Bases 462 to 2162 code for a protein of 566 amino acids. Gene Ontology annotation, biological process: homophilic cell-cell adhesion; heterophilic cell-cell adhesion.